AUGAGUCCCUCGCUGGGAGCAGCGGCAGCGCCCGACAAGGCGGCCGCGCCCGAUGCAGCAGUCGUGGUGGACAAGCUGGAUGGCGUGCAGGAGGCGGCGCACGCGUUCCAGGAUGCCACGGUGACGCAGGAGGAGCUGGACAGGCUCACGGUCCCAGAGGGCUUGAGUGAUGCUGAACGGGCGCAGCUCUACAUGUCUGGGGGCCAGGCGGUGCAGCAGGCGGCGGUGAUUGACAACCUGCCGGGCCUGCUGCGGUCGGCGGGGCGGGGGGUCUUCCCCGCCAUCUCCCGCAGCCUCAUGGAAGCCGCGCGGCAGCUGGACAGCGAGGGGCAGAUGGCGGCGGCAGAGUCGUUUGCCACCGUGGCGCGGGAACGCCUGCUUCCCAACGUUGACCUUGCUGACGCCAUCCUGCCGCUGGUGCUGGCGGGGGUGGGCGACGGCGGGCACCCCGCGGCGCAGGCCGCGUGGCUGGCCUGCCUGGCCGACAUCGCCCCGGCUCUGGACCCCAUCACCCUGCGCAACCGCGUGCUGCCCAGCGUGGUGGCGCGCGGCAGCGGCGGCGGGCGCAGCCUGCGGGAGCGCUGCCUGUGCUGCCUGCUGCUGGGCGCGGUGGCGCCGUACGCAGACGAAGAGGACCUGAAGCGCACGCUGCUGCGCCUGGCGGGCACGCUGUGCCAGGACACGGAGUGGCAGGUGCGGCACGCCGCCUGCCAGCAGCUGCCCGCGCUGGCGACGGCCACGGCGGACAAGCUGCCUGCGGCGGAGCUGGAGGGCGUGUUGGAGGACCUGUUUGGCCUGCUGGAGGACGAGGAGGCUCUGGUGCGCGCGGCGGCGUGGCGCGCGCUGGCGGCGGCCCUGGACCUGCUGCCCAUGCGGCUGCGGCGGUCCCGCGCGCUGCCGCUGCUGCUGCAGCAGUGCCGCGACCCGGAGCACCACGCCGAGGUGCACCGCAGCCUGACGGCGGGGCUGGGGGCCCUCAUGGCUCGCCUGGUGGCUGACAUGGAGGGAGAUGCAGAGGUGAACGCCUGCCUGGGCUACUUCCGCAGCCAGGCCUGGCGCCACGACCACGCCACGCGGCUCAACUGCGCCGCCGCCUUCCCGGCGGUGCUGCGGGCCGGUACCGCACGGCGGUACGGCUCCCACCUCCACGACACCUUCCUGCGCCUGGCCUCCGACGCCGACGCCGAGGUGCGGCUGGCGGCGGCCGCCGCGCUGCCCGAUGUGGCAGCCAGCCUGGGGCGCGACCGGUGCUGCCAGUACCUGCGGCAGCCGGUGGCGGCGCUGCUGCAGGACGAGCGGCAGGAGGUGCAGGCGUGCCUGCUGGGGCGCCUGCCAGAGGUGCUGCAGCACUUUUGCCUGGGCGCGCCGGAGGAGGCCCGCACCAAGGUGCUGGCAUCCUUUGUUGACCCGCUCCUGCGCUUGGAGGCCGUCAGCGGGUACAGCUGGCGGCUGCAGCUGGCGCUGCUGCAGGCCCUGGCCGCCUUCCCAGCCUUCUUCUCGCCGGACCAGCUAUACGAGCGCUUCCUGCCGCUGGCGUGGAAGUAUAUGGGCGAGGGGGUGGCGGCGGUGCGCGAGGCGGCCGCGGCGGCCGCCGCCGCCGUCUGGCGCGCGCUGCGCAAGCCGCCACACCGGACCGCGCUCUACGCCCGAGCCGUGCUCGACUUUGGGCAGUCUAAGAGCUUCCGCCACCGCAUGGUGUUCCUGGACUUCUGCCUCCACGCCCAGCGCCACUUCAGCAGCAGGUUCAUCAAGGCGCACUUGUUGGAGGCGGCCCUCACCCUGGCUUACGACCCAGUGGCCAACGUGCGGCUGCACCUGGCGGCAGCCAUGCCGCCGCUGAAGCAGGCGCUGGCGCUGCCCGACGAUGUUCACCUGCUGGAGCGGCUGAACAGCGGCAUGAGCCACCUGAUCACAGAUGGCGACGCGGAUGUGCGGCGCGAGGCGCGCAAGGCCAACGAGGCCUUCAAGUGCCUGCCCGUGCGCAUGUCGUGCGGCGCGCUGGAGAGCAGCAGCGCAGAGGUCAAGGCAUACGAGGCGGCGGAUGCGGCGCGGGCAGAGGCGGAGCGAGACUUCCUCUUCGAUCCGGAGCAGCUGGACAAAGUCCACGCCGAAAUCGCUGCGUACGAUGAGCAGCUGCGGCCAGCCCACGCACGGCUGGCGCUGUCGCUGCCGGGCCAGCUGGCCUCGCACCUCCGCAGCAGCUCUGAUGGGCCAGCAGAGCCCCGGCGGGACAAGGGGCUGGCAGCCAGCCUGCAGAGCGGCCGCUCAGCUUCCAUGGACUCGGCUGUGGAUGGCAGGCUGCAGCAGCACCGGGGAGCAGAGGCGAGCAGCGGCGGUGGUGGCAAGGGAGGCAGCAGGGCCCGUGCGGACGCUUCACGCGGCAAGGUGGCGGCGCAGCUGAGGGCGUCCGCUCCGGGCACGCCGCACAUCGGCGGGAGCACUCCUCACUCGCCAGGAGCUGCUGGCACGGGCGGGGAGGCGGCAGCAGCCAUCUCCGCGGCAGCAGGGGCUGCAGGCUCCGUGCCGCAGCAACAGCGGCGAGCGGCGGGAUGGCAACCACCAGCUGGCAGCAGCCCCAGCCGCUUGAGCCAGCAGAGCCCCAGCGCCGCGGCCGCAGGCAAGGCACCUCCGCAGCCCUCAAGGCUCAGCGGCGCACUGUCAGGCGGCGGCGCAUUAGCCGGCAACGGAAGCGGAGGCCUGCUGCGGCGGCCGAGCCUCAAGGGCGCGGCCACACGGGCGGCCGCAGAGGUGCAGCAGCUGGCCCUGAAGCUGAGGUCCGUGCUGCUGUCUGGUGAGCCUGUGGCAGCGGCCGCGGCACCGGCACCUGCACAGCCGCAGGCGCCGCAGCUGGCGCCCGGGAUACGCGGCAGCGCUGCCUACGGCAGCUCAGCCCCCAGCAGGGCAGCAGGCAGCAGCGGAGGCGGCAUGAAGAUGUCUGCCGAAGGGCGAGGCGGCGGCGGCGGCGGCGGCUUAGGGUUCAGCGUCAGGGGGAUGACGCAAUUGGUGGGCAGCGGCCGGGCAGGACCCGACACACCUGGCGGCAGAUGA
This is a messenger RNA of Chlorella variabilis, 3048 nucleotides long. RefSeq lists its product as hypothetical. NCBI's taxonomy places the organism in Eukaryota, Viridiplantae, Chlorophyta, Trebouxiophyceae, Chlorellales, Chlorellaceae. The record is from RefSeq and is a predicted model, not a curated record. Bases 1 to 3048 code for a protein of 1015 amino acids. The transcript has 9 exons.